CGUCACAGGUGUUAUAUAAACCACCUACCUGCCUGCAGAUCUUUGUCACUCAAGGCGCAACCCACCAAAGGCAGUGAAGAUGAAAGUCCAAGACAUGACAUUCAAGGAAGGGCAGGAGCUCAAGAUCCGCGUCAAGCCCAAGGAUGACUGCUGUUCCUUCUCCAUCAACAUUGGCCACGACUCCGAGAACAUCGCCAUGCACUUCAACCCCCGCUUUGACUACGGGGGAGACAGCAACACCAUCGUGUUCAACUCCAUGUCCGGGGGGUCCUGGAUGGACGAGCACCGAGAGGGACACUUCCCUUUCUCGCGCGGGGAGGAGUGCAAGUUUUACAUCAACUUCAACAAUGAGCAGUUCUACAUCAAACUUCCCGAUGGCCACAUGAUAAACUUCCCCAACCGCCUGGGUGAAGUCAAGUACAAGUACUUCGCCGUCAACGGGGACGCCAGGAUCGUCGGCAUCAAGAUCAACUAGAGCUCGAGCGGAGCUUUUUGUUUUAUAUCACUGAGUCCUGGUCUGACAGUCUUGGUCUUUACUCCUGUUGAAAACAACAACAACAACAGCAACAACAACAGCAACAACAACCAAAAAAAACGAAACAACAUUGGAAAAGUGAACCAACUUGGUGGGAUGAUGGUUGUAAUGAGCAGAAAUGGCCUACAGGGGGAGCCACAGCACCUCACCUUGCUGUGCUUGCCUCUAGACUCACCACUCAGCUGAGUUUGUGAAUAAAAGCAGUGGAAAUAUAAAAAA
Molecule: messenger RNA, 754 nt
Organism: Mugil cephalus (flathead mullet)
Lineage: Eukaryota; Metazoa; Chordata; Actinopteri; Mugiliformes; Mugilidae
Gene: lgals2b
Product: lectin, galactoside-binding, soluble, 2b
Exons: 4
Coding region: 80-475 (131 amino acids)
Molecular function (GO): carbohydrate binding; galactoside binding; laminin binding
Source: RefSeq, a predicted model, not a curated record